AUGGCCUGCCCCGAGAUCCCGCAGCAGCCCCAGCUGGUCUGCCAAAAAGCCACCCCCUCCAACGCCGCAGGCUGCGCUGGAGGUCCUGGCGGCCCCACGGAGGGCGACCUGGAGUGCCUGGUGUGCCGGGAGCCCUACAGCGGCAUCCGGCCGCCCAAGUUGCUGGGCUGCCAGCACGCCUUCUGCGCCGUCUGCCUGAAGCUGCUGCUGUGCGUGCAGGGCGACGCCUGGUCCAUCCCCUGCCCUCUGUGCCGCAAGGUCACGACCGUCCCCGGGGGCCUCGUCUGCACCCUGCGCGACCAGGAGAACGUGCUGGCGCGGCUAGCCCGGCCGGGCCUGGAGGUGCCGCCCCGUCCUCAGGGGUUGGCGACCCCUGUUGCCCUGCCGGCAGGGCAGCCCAGCGCGGCCGGAGAGGAGGAGCAGGACGCGGUGAGCGCCAACCGCGCGGCGGCCCGGCGCCUGGCCGCGCACCUGCUCCUCCUGGUCCUGCUCAUCGUCCUCAUCCUGCCCUUCAUCUACCCCGGCGUCAUCCGGUGGGUGCUCAGCUUCCUCGUCACCCUGGCUCUGCUGCUGGCUCUGCUUUUCUGCUCUCACCCCGGCCAGCAGGGCGGCUGCGGGCCCAGCCCCAGGACUCUCUUCUGCAGAGAGCAGAAACCCAGCGAGAUCGCCUCCAUCGCCUGA
Budorcas taxicolor (takin) is the source of this 681-nucleotide messenger RNA. It is a transcript of the gene RNF186, whose product is annotated as ring finger protein 186. Lineage: Eukaryota; Metazoa; Chordata; Mammalia; Artiodactyla; Bovidae. The record is from RefSeq and is a predicted model, not a curated record. Bases 1 to 681 code for a protein of 226 amino acids. Gene Ontology annotation, cellular component: endoplasmic reticulum membrane. The transcript has a single exon. Gene Ontology annotation, biological process: protein autoubiquitination; protein localization to mitochondrion; proteasome-mediated ubiquitin-dependent protein catabolic process. Gene Ontology annotation, molecular function: ubiquitin protein ligase activity.